AUAUAUUUUCAAAAAGGGAGGAUGGUAAAAACCUAAAACACCAUGACAAGAGCAGCGAAGAAAUUAAAAACCCCAACCAUUCCAAAUCGAAAUUCGAAAACAAUGAACACCACCCGAAUCUCUUAAGAAAUCAUAGACAAGCUGACGAUGACUACGAUGACCUUGACGAGGAAAAUGAGGAAGAGUUGGGACAAGAGGAAGAUACUUAUGAUGAUGUACAAAAUGGACAAUAUGAGGAUAUAAAUGAGUUAGAUGAGGAUAAAUAUUAUAAUGAAAACGGUUCUUCUACAAAUUUCUUCGGACCAAUAGAAUUUGGUGGUUCAGGAACUGUCGUAGUAGAUCCAUAUAGAAGAAUAGAAUUAGAGGGAUCAGGUGAUAAUAAUAAUGAUUAUGACGAAGACAAUAUCGAUGUUGAUGACCCUGAGAACCCUCGUGUGGUACUAGGAGAUGAUGAGGAUUUACCUGGUCUCGGGUCUGGAAGAGAAGGUUCAGGUGAAGUCGAUGAAGGUAGACAUGUUGAAAGCGUGCCCGUGCCUACAGAGCGCCCUAUACCAAAAUACUACAGAUUUAUAAUUACCGUCCAAGAACCAUACAGAGAAGAAUUCAACAAUUUCAACAGUUAUGAAUUCCGUGAAUUGGCAGAUAGGGUGAAGCGAUCUUUGGAUCAACUGUUCGAUUCAUUUCCUGGUACUCAGUCAUCUACAGUAAUCAGCAUAGAUAAAGACAGGAACGACAACUUCAAAGUAAGAGUUACAGCAGAUCUGACUUCCUUAAGUCACUCAUCCAACGAUGAAGUCAGGGACCACAUUCUCAACAACUUGAACAGAAAUCAUAGGAUGGACUUUGUCGUGGCCGUACCUGAUGAUUUUAUAUUUAGGCCUUUUGAAGAUAGGGAACCGUACUGUAGCGAAGACGAACUAACAUGUCGUGAAAGCAAACAAUGUGUACCGCUGUCUGCUAGGUGUAAUUAUGUUUCUGAAUGUAAUGACAGAUCUGAUGAAGACGGUUGUCCCGCAAUUACAACACCUUCUGCCCCCACCACAUUUGAACCCUCGCCUACCAUCACCAUCACCACCACGACCACGACCACAGAACCACCGGUAGAGGGCAGCGGAGAAGAAGAGACAGGAGGCGAGCGCGCAGACGACGUAGAGCGAUGCGCAGACGGUUACGGCUCGUACCACGGCGACCAGCGGUGCGACGGCAUCUUCGACUGCGCAGACAGGAGCGACGAGAGGGACUGUCCGUCAUCUUGCGCACAGGGAGAGUUCAGUUGUGAUAUCAACAGGUGCAUUCCAAUCAGUGAAAGAUGCAAUGGUGACCGCAACUGUGCAGAUGGUACAGACGAACAGGAAUGUAGAGCUUGUCAGUACAACGAAUUUGACUGUGGAAAUGGCCAGUGUAUACCGGAUGUCUACAGAUGUAGUGGAGCACCAGAAUGUAGCAAUGGUCGUGAUGAAACUAACUGUCCCAGCAGAAGCCAUAAUGCUAUAGGGGCAUGUUCAUUCGACGAGUUCGAAUGUUCGAAUGGUGAGUGCAUUCCCAAAAGUAAACAGUGCGAUAGAGAAUACGAUUGUAGCGAUCAAAGUGACGAGAGAUCAUGUCCAUGUAGGAAAGAUGACUUCCAUUGCAAUAACGGCUUUUGUAUACCACCCAAUCAGAGAUGCGACGGCAUCAGGCAAUGUCAGGACCAAUCGGAUGAGAUCGGAUGCAAAACUAUCGCGCACUGCCUCGAUUACCAAUGGAAAUGCAAUAACGGCCAGUGCAUCGACAGAAUAGACAGGUGCAAUUCGAGGCCCAAUUGCGAGGACGAAUCCGACGAACGAAACUGCUACUGCUCCAAGGACGAAUUCAGAUGCAACAAUGGCAGUUGCAUCGCCUUGAAUAAAAGGUGCAACGGCGAAGCUGACUGCGAGAAUCAGGAAGAUGAAGAGAACUGCGCAUGCGGGACUAAUGACUUUAAAUGCAAAAAUGGACUGUGUAUACCGGAAUUGGGCAGAUGCAACGGUAGUCAGGAAUGUUCUGACGGAAGUGACGAACUUGGAUGUACUGCUAUUACUCCACAUUGUGGGCUGGGUUAUUGGAGAUGUGAUGAUGGUAACUGCAUUAAAACGAGCAAAGUUUGUAACGGAAUAGCAGACUGUAUCGAUAAAAGUGACGAGUCACUAUUAUACUGUUGGACUUUCGAAAAAAAUCCAGAUACUACACACUACGAUUGUGGUCCCAACGGUUUCGACUGCAAAAAUGACAUUUGCAUCCACCACACAUACCGCUGUGACGGCUACAAGGAUUGUCCUGACGGCUCGGAUGAACUAGGUUGCAACAGAACAUCUGUGGAUACAGAGCAAUCGGGACAAUGCGCACCUGACGAAGUUCGGUGUAGGGAUCGUUCCUGCAUCAAAGGCAAAAGAUGCGAUCGCGUUUACGAUUGCGUGGACGGUACUGAUGAAGUCGAUUGCGAAUAUUGUACUUCGGGCGAAUUUCAGUGCCGAUCAGGAGGCUGUAUCGAUGAGAGACUUCGUUGCGACGGUCUUAAGGACUGUCAGGAUGGUUCCGAUGAAGAGGGUUGCCAUGGUGUUUAUCCAGAGAGGUGUCUAGACAACGAGAUUGAUUGUGGAGAUGGCCAGUGUGUUAGUGCUCAUUCUAGGUGCAACGGAGUUAGAGACUGUGCUAACGGUCGAGACGAGGAAGGCUGCCCUGUUACCACAACCUCACGACCCUGCUCUCCUUACGAACUGGACUGUGGAAACGGUCAGUGUAUCGACAUUAGAAGACGAUGCGAUGGAUAUCGAGAUUGUCCGAAUAAUAGAGAUGAGGAAGCUUGCCCUACUACCACAACCCCACGACCCUGCUCUACAUACGAACUGGACUGUGGAAACGGGCAUUGUAUCGAUAUUAGAAGGCGAUGCGACGGAUAUCCCGAUUGUCCGAACAAUAGAGAUGAGGAAGGUUGUCUGCAAAGAAAAUCCUGCAGUAAUGACGAAUUUGACUGUGGAGAUGGCGUUUGCGUUGAUAUUAAUAGAAGGUGUGAUGGACAAAGAGACUGCUCUACAAAUAAAGAUGAAGAAGGAUGUCCAGAGUUUCCACCAUUAAAGUCGUGUCCACCUGACAAAUUUAAUUGCGGAGACGGCUUGUGUAUUGACGAAAGCUUUAAAUGUGACGGUGUACCGGAUUGUCAGAAUAGUACUGACGAAGCAGACUGUGCAUGCCAAUCAGAUGAAUUCCGAUGCAGAGAUGGUCAGUGCAUUCCCCAAUCGAGGAGAUGUGACAGAUACAGUGACUGUGUUGACGGAUCUGAUGAAUCGGGAUGUACCGGAAUAAUAUGUCCAAACAACCAAUUCAAGUGCGAAAGAGAAGACCGUUGUAUCCCGGAUAGUCGCUUGUGUGAUCGAAAUCCCGAUUGUUCUGACGGUUCAGAUGAAAGGAACUGCCCUUGUUCAUCCGAUGAGUUCGGCUGUUCAGACGGUCAAUGUAUAGACAACAGAUUGAAAUGCGAUGGACGUCCUGAUUGUAGAGAUAGAUCUGACGAAUACAAUUGCGUAAGACCAACACCUAAACCUGUUACUUUGCCUCCAGAUGUCAGUCAGCGCAGUUGUCCACCUUUCUAUAUUAACUGCGUGUCUGGUGAUGAUUGUAUACUGCGCAGCCAACUCUGUGACGGACACGUCGAUUGCAGAGAUCUGUCUGAUGAAAACAAUUGCGACACUAGUGCUCAAGGUCUUCAACUCAAGACGUAUCCAAACCAGCAGGAAAUUAGAGAAAACAAGUAUAAACUUGAUCGUGAAGUUGUCUUCCAAUGUCGUGACGAAGGACCAAUAAGGGCAGAAGUCGAAUGGCGCAGAGCCAAUGGUCAACCUUUACCACCUGGAUCUAAAGAUAAUCAUGGACGUCUGGAAAUACCCGAUAUUAAAGUUGAACACGCUGGAACGUACGUUUGUGUGGCCAGGGGCUUCCCACCUGGUACUCCUGGAGCUGAAUUGGCAGUUCAACUAUAUGUAGACAAAGCUCCUCCCCCAUACAUUGCUCCAACAGUAAAAUGCUACCUCAACGAAUCAACUUGUGCCAAUGGAGAUUGCAUUCCGAGAAACAAAGUCUGCGAUGGAGAAUACGAUUGUACGGAUGGAUCAGAUGAAAUUCGCUGCAGUUUGAAAUGUGAACCUAACGAAUUCAAGUGCGAUAACAAGAAAUGCAUCCACAAAUCUUGGGUUUGUGAUGCCCAGGACGAUUGCGGCGACGAUUCAGAUGAAAAAGCUUGCAGAUUGCCACUUCCUGGUGAAGGAUGUGGUCCUAAUCAAUUCACUUGCAGAAGCGGACAAUGCAUUCCAAGAUCAUUCCAGUGCGACGGGUCUAUGUCGGAUUGUACUGACAGAAGUGAUGAAAUUGGUUGCAUUCGACCUGUAAUUUCCGAACACCCAAUACGCAUGGUCAGGCUGUCUGUCGGCUCACUAUUCCAGAUCACUUGUCGAGCCGUUGGAAUACCCGUUCCUGAAAUUAUUUGGAGACUCAAUUGGCGUCACGUACCCUCAACAUGUAGAAGUACCAGUGUUAAUGGUUUAGGUACACUUAUAUGCGAAAACAUCCAAGUCGAAGACCAAGGAGCUUAUACGUGUGAAGCUAUUUCCACGCUGGGCUCAGAAAUGUCAUCUGACACUAUUCUGGAAGUGUAUCAACAAAGUGUUUGCAGACCUGGUUACUUCAACACCGAAGCCCGACAGGAAGGAGAGUGUAUUAAAUGUUUCUGUUUUGGACACGCCACCAAUUGCAGAUCAGCCGACUUAUUUAUAUUCCAGUUCCAACCACCGUUCGACUCGCUCAAAUUGUUGGGAGCUCGUAUUGAUCCAUAUACCGGUGUAGUGGACAUAAGAGACGAACCAAUCUACAAAGGUGUAGAGCCACAGCUUAUACAAAUAGGAAGCAAUGGAGUCAAGGCAUCUUUACCGUACUAUGCUGAACUGAAUCAACCAAAUGUAGUCCCAUACUUCUCCUUACCUGAAAAUUACCACGGAAAUCAGUUGAAGAGUUACGGAGGAUACUUGCAGUACAACGUCCAUCAUUCCAACGAUGGAAGACCAAUAACUGGACCAGAUGUCAUUUUGACAGGUAACAACUAUAUUUUACUACACCAAGCGGCAUCACCUCCACCAUCACACCGAACUACCCAAGUAAGAGUACGUUUCUUUGACGGAGACUGGGUAAUCAAAUCAGAUAGAGAACCAGAGAGAUUGGCAACUCGUGAAGAAAUAAUGAUGGCCCUAGAAGACGUCACAAACAUCCUCAUUAAAUUAGAAUACAACGAAGGAUUGUUGAACACCUCCUUAACCAGCAUCACCAUGGACUCUGCCGGGUCUCCAGACAGAGGAUUUGGAGCCGCUAACUACGUAGAACAGUGCUCGUGUCCGGUCGGAUAUACCGGAACAUCUUGCGAGUACUGCGAUGAGGGAUAUACACGUCAUAUAUCUGGACCAUGGUUAGGACAGUGUUACAGGGAACCUCCCGCGUGUCCACCAGGAAGUUACUAUGACGGAAGAGAAUGUCAGAUUUGUCCAUGUCCAUACACUUCUCCUAGUAACCAGUUUGCCCGGACUUGUCACCUUGGUUCGGACGGAAACGUAGUCUGCGACUGUCAAGUGGGUUACAUCGGUGUGAGAUGCGAACAGUGCGCGCCUGGAUACGUGGGAAAUCCCCUAACUAUUGGCGAUUCAUGCAGACCAGCCCCUGUGUCCCGCUGUGAUCCAGUGGGUACGCUAGGUCAGGACGCUGACGGAAGAUGUUUGUGCAAGGCGUACACUACUGGACUUUAUUGUAACAAAUGUAAGGAGAAAUCGUUCUACCUCAGCGCACAAAAUCAGUUUGGUUGUAUUGCCUGCUUCUGUAUGGGUGUUACACAAGAAUGUUCCAGUUCCCACUGGUAUAGAGACACGAUUCACUCUGUUUUAACAACGAACACCGUGGCUGACUUCAAAUUGACGGACAUCAACAAGCUAAAAGACAUUACAGAAGGUAUCACGCUGAACAGAAACACCCAAGAAAUAUCGUACGCCUCGUUCUCACAACCAGACGUCUACUACUGGUCGUUGCCCAGCAAAUAUCUUGGCGACAAGGUGACAUCUUACGGCGGAUACCUUACGUACACCAUAAGGAACACCCCUGUACCUGGUGGAGCCAGUUCAAGAAACAAUGCACCAGAUGUGGAACUAGUUAGCGAUAAUCAUAUCAAUUUGCUACAUUACUCAAGUAACAAAUCCCAAUCUACCAACGCACCACAAACCUUCGUUGUUCCACUUUUGGAACAAUACUGGCAACGAAACGAUGGUCUUAAAACAGACAGAGAACACCUACUCAUGGCUUUGGCUGACGUUCAAGCUAUCUACAUCAAGGCCACGUAUUUCACCAACACCCAAGAAGCAGCGUUAAUAUCUGUGUCCUUGGAUACUGCGACUGAACAGAACACUGGUCUAUCCAGAGCUUGGGAAGUCGAACAGUGUCAGUGUCCUGUUGGAUACACUGGAUUAUCUUGCGAGGAUUGUGCUUUUGGAUACACCAGAUCUGAGGAAGGAAUUUACUUGGAAUUGUGCAUGCCGUGCGAAUGUAACGGAUUCUCAAACGAAUGUGACUCAGAAACUGGAAUUUGUAGGAACUGUAGAGACAACACCGAUGGGGAUUCUUGCGAACAAUGCUUACCAGGAUACAGCGGAGAUCCAACACGCGGACAACCAUGCAGAUAUAUCGGUCCAGUUGAACCAUGCAAUUGCGAUCCGCGAGGAACAACAUACGCUGGAUGCGUCAACGGAGCUUGCCAGUGCAAAUCCAACGUAGAAGGACGAAACUGCGACAGAUGCAAGAACGGCACUUUCGGAUUGAGCGAAGAAAAUAUCGAAGGCUGUGAGUUCUGUUUCUGCUCUGGGGAAUCCAGCGAGUGCACAGAGAGCCGUUCUUAUAUCGAACAGAUCCCUGUACAAAUAGUAGAGAACCACGGCUUCAUUUUGACCGAUCAGUACUUCAGAAAACGCAUAGAAUCGGAUUUCAAAACCAGCCUAGCUUUAAAUGAAAUCGGCUACAACUUUCCACCCAGUCAAAGAGACACUCUCUACUGGUCAUUACCUAGUACAUUCACUGGUAAUCAAAUAAAGUCUUAUGGUGGUAAACUAGAGUACAUGCAGAGAUACAUCGACUUGCCUGACGCGAAAUAUACCAGAGACAAAGAUAUUAUUAUCAAAGGGAACAACAUCGUGAUUUCCUGGACCAAUCCCAACGAACUGAAGCCUGAGAAAUUGAACAGUAUCUCUGCCAGGUUGCAUCCACGUGCAAACUGGUACAGGCUGGACCAAAAUAAGGAGAGCAGACCGGCUUCCAGAGAAGAUAUUUUGACUGUUCUGGCUAACAUCGAAUCCAUUCUUAUUAGAGCUACACUUUCUACUGAUACUUCGAGCACGUUCUUGAGCGACAUCUCUUUGGACACUGCCGUAGAUGUUUAUAAUGGAAAACAAAGAGCCAUUAAUAUUGAAAUUUGCAGAUGUCCCCAAGGUUAUAGAGGAACUUCAUGCGAAUCCUGCUCAGUAGGAUAUUACAAAGACCUAUCCUAUUCCAGCACAAAUCCUCUUGGAACAUGUAGAAGGUGCCCUUGUAACAGCAGAGAAGAAAGCUGCCAGUACGCAGGCGCGCAGGGCGUGAUCUGUAACUGUUUGCCAGGAUUCUAUGGAAGAACCUGCGAAUCAAUCUCGCCAGGUCCCAUUAUCGAUAUAGGAAUAGAAAUCACCCCGCCCAGGGUUGUAGCUCCAGUGGGAUUCCAACAGGAGAUCACGUGCAGGUACCGAACGAAAAACGUGAUAAGAAACUACGAUUUUCUCGUUAGGAAUCUCAAUACGUCUUACGAGACACGUCUCACUAACACCGUGCGGUUCAAAGGAGGCGCCCAGGCUUCCUUUUACUCUGUGGUUGGGUGCACAGAACAAACCUACCAGUGCGUUAUCGUGACCAAGGAAGGAUACAAGAUCGGAGCUGUGAACGUGGUGGUUAAACCAGCGGAACUGAUACCCAUAGACCCUGGUUCUAGCGGUACUGUCAGACCUCCAGAACCACCAACAAUUGACGUUGUUAUCUCCGGACACAGACUAGAAAUUUAUGAAAUUGGCAGCUCUGUAAGGUUGAAUUGUUCGGCUGUAUCUAGACUCUCACCUAAAGGCCCUGUUAGAGUGUCAUGGACCAAAGACAGUGGAGAACUACCCUAUCAUGCCAUUGAUGAUGGACGAGGUAUCUUAUACAUUCGAAACCUUGCCGUUAGUGAUUCCGGAAGAUAUACCUGUCAAGCGGAUGAUGGAUAUUCGAUAGUUGCUCAGAGUAUAAGCAUUACUGUAGGAGAUGUACGCGCUGAGGCACCAAUCAUUGCACUUUCGGCUCCUUUCAUCCAAGUUAGCGAAGGUCAACUUAUCGAGGUUCGAUGCGCUGCUACCGGAAAUCCCCUUCCAGAGUACUCUCUUUCCAGAAUUGACAGACAGCCCAUCAAUCCAGCACAUCAAUUCGAUCUGGGCGUGUUCAGAAUUCUCCAAGCCAGAACAACGGACGCUGGUCAUUACCAAUGCACGGCUACCAACAGAGCCGGACAGGACUCGAAGAGUUUCGAGAUCCAAGUGACGGCAGGAUCAGUGUUGCGAGUAGAAAUAACACCGGAAUACUACGAAGGAAAAACAGGUGACAACGUUGUAUUGAGAUGUAUAGCUGACCGUGCCAGAUCAAUUUCCUGGUCCAAAGAAUUUGGAAGCUUCCCUUACACAUCUAGAGAUGAGGGUGGACUGCUGACUUUCUCAAAUAUCCAACCUGAAGACUCUGGGGUAUAUAUUUGUACUGCUACGUCAUAUGAUGGAACCAGGGGCACUCAAACAGUCACUGUAAACAUAGCUAGAGAAUCAGGAAGCUACCCAACUGCUCGUUUAUCACAGGACAGAUUCAAUCUAAGACAAGGCGACUCUGCUCAAAUUGUCUGCGAGGUCACAGGUUACCCUACACCAACAGUGAAAUGGUCCAGAGCUCAUGGCGCCUUGAGCCCCAACUUUGAACAAAUCGGGAACACUUUGCACAUAAGAAACGCGCACAUUGAAGAUAGAGGUCUCUAUUUGUGCGUUGCUGACAAUGGUAAAGGAGUGGAUCAGGCAGUGGCCACAGUCGAAGUAACACGCUUUGAAACACCGCUCAUCAGUCUAUACCCAGAAGGAAGCUUAACAGUAACAGCCGGCAACACUGCCCAAUUACAAUGCAGAGCCACUCAAGGAUAUCCAUCUCCUACUAUCACCUGGAGCCGAGUGAACAACAUUCCGUUCAAUCCAAACGUCGAAGUCAUGUCAGGAGGAAAUUUGAAGAUUGUAGGUAUUUCACGUGCCGAAGCUGGCGAUUACCUGUGCACAGCUACAAAUGAGGCAGGAACUGCAAAGGCUACAGCUACGAUAUCAGUAAUAUCUCUUCCUGAGCUUUAUGUGACUCCCGGUGAUUCUGUAAUAACGAAGGCUGUUAAUGAGUAUUUGCGUUUGGAGUGCCGAGGAAUUGGAGUGCCAGAUCCUCAAGUAUUCUGGAAUAAAGCUGAAUAUGGAUAUUCUAGACCAGCAUACGUACAAGGAGCAACAGGAAAUGUGGCAGUUCAGGAGUUUAGCAGAAUAAGAUUAGAAGACUCAGGAACGUACAUUUGUGCUGGAGUAAACGAUGCAGGAAGAUCAGAAACACGUGUUCAACUCAACGUUUUACCAGAAAGAGGGGAUAAUCCGGGCCGAUACUAUCCAGGAGGAGAUUCACCAUCACAGACCGAAGAAUUUACAGCUAUUGCAGGUGCCAGAGCACAGUUACAUUGCAAAGUGACAGCUUCAGAUAAUGUCCAGCACCAGGUCGAUUGGAUACGAUCCAAUAACGGCUCACUUCCAGAGAGUUCUUAUAUCACAGACGGAACUUUGUAUAUCGAUAACGUUCAGCCUUCUGCAGCCGGAGACUACGAGUGUGUCGUAUAUGCUUUACCAUCCAGAAAUAUACGCUAUAGAAUAUUUAGCCGUCUCAACGUCAUCUCACCACCUCGAAUCAGUCUGUAUCCAGCCAAACAAGUAGUAGAGCCAGGAGACAAUGCAUACAUUCAGUGUUCGGCUACUGGCGACCAGCCAAUAGACAUCCAGUGGUAUCCGGUGAAUAGAACAAUGCCAGCUUCGGUAUAUACCCGAGAUGGAUACAUCAGAUUCAGCAAUAUACACCAGGACGACGCUGGAAAGUACAGAUGUGCCGCUAGAAAUUCAGCUGGUGAAGCUGAUUCGGUUGCUGAAGUAGUAGUAGCCUUCCAAUCAGACCGUGUGCUAAAUCCAGUGAUCGAAGCAGAAAACCAUCUUGUUACUUCAACGUCCGGUAGUACCGUCACUUUGCGCUGCAAGGCCGGUUCCGAACAGGCCAGAGUCCAGUGGCGUAGGGACGGAGCGCCAAUACCACCCAACUCAGAAAUCAGCGGUAGCAAUUUGGUGCUGUACGAUCUGAGUAGGGACUACGAAGGUCGCUACUACUGCGAUAAGAUUACUGAGAACGGAGUCGGAAGCGACUUUAUCGAUCUGCGUGUCGUGAUACACCAUAAAGAGUGUCUCCCCGGCUGGUGGCGUUGUGGCAACGGUAACUGUAUCUCUCCCCAACUAAUCUGCGAUGGAACGGACGAUUGUCACGACAACUCGGACGAAUCGAGCUGUCAAGUGGCUAGGACAUCACGGGGUCCACCCUUAACGAAAUCACUGCCUUCCAACACGCCAGCACUUCACAUCAGUCCAUCGCAGACCGAGUAUGACGCAGGCGAAACCGUCGACCUCAACUGUCAAUCCAACGAGCCCGGUGUUAUACCAACUUGGUCAAAACUUAGCGGUGGAUUGGCCGAAAAUGUUCAGAACAGAGCUGGAAGACUCAGGAUUAACAAUGUUCGGGCUGAUAAUGAGGGUGUGUAUAGGUGCGAAGCCACAGGACAACGGGGAACAUACUACAAAGACUUGACCCUGUACAUUAGAGAUAAUGAAUCUAGAGAUGAAAUACCUAUUAAAGUUCAAAGAGCCAAGCGCACAGCAUCAGUUUUAUUGGUAUGCGACACUGACUUAGAAGAACCCGUCAGUUACUAUUGGAGCAAACAAGGCGGUACUUUACCGCACUAUGUCGACGAGUAUAAUAAACAAAUCCAAUUGAACUCCAUCGGUGCUAUCGACGCCGGUACUUAUAUCUGUUCGGCCACAAGCCAAUCUAGAACCAUCGACACCCCAAUUAUUCUAGUUGUAACAGGGAUAAUUCCUUACUUUACUCAAGCCCCUAACAGCUACAUAUCUUUACCGACACUCCCUGAAGCCUAUCUCCAAUUCAGCUUCGAUAUCUCCUUCAAACCUGAGAACGACCACGGCCUGAUAGUCUACAACGGUAAUAGAGAAAAAGAUAAGGAUGGAGACUUUAUUUCUUUGGCUUUGGACAAUUCUUAUCCAGAGUUUAAGUUUAAUCUUGGACCUGGAACGACCACAACAACAGUUAGAGCUAGCGAACCGAUCACUAAGAGGGAGUGGCAUACGAUCAAGGUUGUGAGAAACAGAAAACGAGUUAUCCUAUUCGUUGAUGGUAAAGGUCCCUACAUUGGCGAAAAUGACGGUAAAUACUUCGGUUUGGAUUUGAGUGGAUCAUUAUACUUGGGUGGCGUUCCGGAUUAUAACAUUAUAUCAGAAGAAACUAUGAUGGACAGAGGAUUUGUUGGUUGCAUUAGCAAAUUCAAAAUUGGAUACACUUACCAAGACAUCCUUCAAGAAGCUCUUAACAGUACCGGACUGACCAACUGCGAGACUUGUACGGAAAGUCGAUGUGAAAAUCAAGGAGCUUGUCAAGAAGCUUUGACCACAGAAGGGUACACUUGCAUCUGUCCAGCAGGAUUUAGCGGACCUACGUGUAACAAACGUAAAGGAGAAGCAUGCUCACCCUAUUCUUGUGGAGUUGGUCGAUGCGUAGACACUGAGAACGGAUUCGAAUGUCAGUGCCCUCUAGGCCGCGGAGGCAAAUACUGCGAAAAGACAAUACAAGUAAUGGAACCAGCUUUCAGCAACAACGCCUACAUCGCCUACCCACCUCUGAAGCCUUUGAGAAGAACCAAAAUCGAGAUGAAGAUCAAACCUCGUGAUACAAAUGAUGGUGUGUUACUUUACGCUGCCGAAACCAACGAAGGACACGGUGAUUUCAUUAGUUUGUCUAUCAAAGAUCGUCAUUUGGAAUUCAGAUUCGACAACGGUCAAGGCCCUUACAUCAUCAGAAGCGAUCACGAAAUUGUACCUAACCAAUGGUCCGCCGUUCUGGCCAUCAAGUCCUUGCUAGAUGGCAGAAUAGUCGUCGACGGCAGACCGUCCGCACCAACCAAGGUCACCGGCAACUACAAAGCUCUUACCCUACUCACCCCAGUCUACAUCGGCGGUUUUGACAAGUACAACGUCAAACUGAACAAGGGCGUCAAAGUUGACGGAGGUUUCAAUGGUUGCAUCUCCGACAUCAACAUCUCUGGAUUAGACGACGCCAUGCUGAAGAACAUCACCGACUCUUCUAAUGUCGAAGACUGCGCAGGAGAUGAUGACAUCGAUAACAACAUAUAUUCGCCGCAGUACGCGCAUGAGAAUCAAUACAAACCGUUGUCUUACGACAGUAAAAAGACAGGAUGUUCGGAUAAUCCCUGCAGAAAUAACGCGCCAUGUAUACCGUUGUCUCCUGUAGAUUACAAAUGCUCCUGUCCGGCUGGUUUCACAGGUAAAACGUGUGAAGUACCGGUUGAUUUGUGUGAAAAUCGUCCCUGUCAGCAUAGGGGAGUGUGCAGAUCCAAUAGUACUGGUUUCACUUGCGACUGUCCGCUUGGGUAUUCAGGACAUACAUGUGAACAAAGAACUGAACUAAGAAACGAUGCCAACUUCAACGGAAACGGAUUUUUGGAGUUCAGUAAAUCAUUGCUCAGUCAUAUCGACAACGAACCAGAAACCAUAGCUCUAGAAUUCUCCACAAACAAAUCCGAAGGAUUACUUUUCUGGCAUGGACAAUAUCCCCACCAAGACGGUAGAGACCAAGACUACAUUUCCUUAGCAGUGGUCAACGGCUAUUUGGAGUAUAGCUACGAUUUGGGAGAAGGUCCAGCCAUAAUAAGGGUCUCUCAAAUAAGAGUUGACGAUGGCCAACGUCACAGUGUUAUCCUGAAACGACAUGGAAGAUCAGGAUCGAUAGACGUCGAUCAUUUGUAUACAGAAGAAGGAGAGUCUGAAGGAUAUACUUCUCACCUAUCUACCAAUGGUAACAUAUACCUUGGAGGCGCUCCGAACAUCAGCCUUUUGACAGGCAACAGAUUCAGUAAAGGAUUUGACGGUUGCAUACACGGUUUCGAGAUUCAACAGUCCAAAACGAUAGAUCUGGGAGUUAAAGCCAUUAACGGACUGAACGUUAAGCCUUGCUCUAGGGAGUCUAGUGACGAAUAUGUUCCACCAGCUUAAUAUAUAACCUUUAUAUUUUAUUGUUUCUCUGAUAUCGACAACAACAUCUGGAACGAUUAGGAAAAUUAAAGAGCUAGAGUUUUAGAUGUAACUCAAAAAAGUCAGUGAUAGUUACGUCAAUUCUUAUAUUAUUAUUUUGUCCAUUUUUAAAGUGUUCACUCUACUAUUGUGUUCAUUUUUUUUUAAAUAAGAGAUCUUUUUUCGUUUGAUUUUCGUCAAAACCUUAUUUAAUAGAUAUUUUUUUAUAUUAGUAUAUAUUUUUUCAAACGUUAGCUGACUGUUUUUUCUAUUUUUUUUCGCUUUAUUUGUCUUGUUUCAUCUACUUCUUCUCGCGCUUUUUGCUUAUAUCCGAUUCGUACGUAUAUAUUGUAUUUUAAAUAAUUUAAUAUUAUAAUUUAAAUACUGCCAUUUUUUUCUGAUCGUUUACUACUUUUUUAUACAAUCUUUUUUUAUAUAUAUAUGUACGUUAUAGUUUUCCUUAAGUAAGCAACAACUGUAUAGUAAGAAAAUUGUGCCAUUUGUAGAGUCUAGAUAGGAUUCAGGAAGAAAUACGGUCCACUUGUAUAAUUUCUCGAUUGAUAAAUAGUUAUUAAAAUAGAUUUAAUUUAUAUGGUGCUAUUAACAAAUGUAUUACGCUAAAAAGUAUUUCAACUUAUCCAUUUUGUAGGUAAUCAAUCAUUGAUGAAUUAGUUAAUAAUAAUAAUAAUUACGAUAAUAUCAUUUUUUCAAUUAUUUUUGAAAAGCUUUUAAUGUGAUUAUACGAAAUGAAACAUAAACGUAUCAACUAUGGUGAUUAACAAAAACAUAUAUAAAGUUAGAGUAUAAGAUAUAUAUAAAAUUUUAUAAAUGCUUUUGUUUUCAUUGAUUUAAAUGAAGAAGGAAGCUUUUAAACGAAGGAGGUGGGUGCUCUCGAAGCUUCUUUUUAUGCUACAAAUCUUGUUGUUUUUUAAAUUAACUAAUUAUAUUUGAAGUGCAUUUUCAAUAACAAGAGACAAUAAAUAAUUAAUGUAUGUAA
Messenger RNA from Sitophilus oryzae (rice weevil), 14505 nucleotides. RefSeq names its product basement membrane-specific heparan sulfate proteoglycan core protein (gene trol). The transcript has 73 exons. The record is from RefSeq and is a predicted model, not a curated record. Bases 837 to 13490 code for a protein of 4217 amino acids. NCBI's taxonomy places the organism in Eukaryota, Metazoa, Arthropoda, Insecta, Coleoptera, Curculionidae. Gene Ontology annotation, cellular component: plasma membrane. Gene Ontology annotation, molecular function: calcium ion binding; protein binding.